This is a messenger RNA of Odontomachus brunneus, 1227 nucleotides long. RefSeq lists its product as uncharacterized. The record is from RefSeq and is a predicted model, not a curated record. Gene Ontology annotation, molecular function: catalytic activity. Bases 1 to 1227 code for a protein of 408 amino acids. NCBI's taxonomy places the organism in Eukaryota, Metazoa, Arthropoda, Insecta, Hymenoptera, Formicidae. The transcript has 4 exons.
AUGAGGGUGGUCUCCGUGUAUGCCCCUCCACGCUCGAGAGAGUGGUCGAGGGCCCGCUUCGGGGGCUUCUUGGAGCAGGUGGGGCGCGUGCUGGACGAAUGCGCGCCCCACCCAGUGAUAGUCGCCGGGGACUUCAACUCCCACGCCAGGGAGUGGGGUUCCCGGCGGACGGACCCCCGAGGCCAAGACCUUCUCGAGUGGGCGGCGACUAGGGGCCUGUUCCUCAUUAAUACAGGCUCCGUGAGCACCUGUGUGCGUCCGCAGGGCGAGUCCAUUGUGGACCUGACCUUCGGCAAUCGCCCUGCGGUGCGCACAGUCAGGGGAUGGAGGGUGGCGACCGAAACGGACAUCAACUCCGAUCAUCUGCUGAUCGAGAUGUCCGUGGUCGCCACCUCGAAGGAGGUGCUCCGUCGUCGCCGGGAGGGGGCCGGAUCGAGGCCACCGCGCUGGGCACUCCGCCGCCUAGACGAAGACGCCCUCAAGGCAAUUGUCCUCGGACGUUUAAGGGCUUGGGCGCCCCCAGUCACGGAGGAUCUGGACCCUCUGGCGCUCGAUAAUGUGGUGGGGACCCUCUUUCCCACGGCGGGGCCGGAGCCCCUGCCGUAUGACGGCCCCCCGCCUGGAUGGGAAUCGCGCCUGGGGGUCACCGAGCCAGAGCUCGCAGCCGCUGCCAAAAGGCUCGGGGGCAAGUCCAAAGCCCCCGGGCCAGACGGAGUGCCGGGCAGGGGCGAGUCCAUUGUGGACCUGACCUUCGGCAAUCGCCCUGCGGUGCGCACAGUCAGGGGAUGGAGGGUGGCGACCGAAACGGACAUCAAAUCCGAUCAUCUGCUGAUCGAGAUGUCCGUGGUCGCCACCUCGAAGGAGGUGCUCCGUCGUCGCCGGGAGGGGGCCGGAUCGAGGCCACCGCGCUGGGCACUCCGCCGCCUAGACGAAGACGCCCUCAAGGCAAUUGUCCUCGGACGUUUAAGGGCUUGGGCGCCCCCAGUCACGGAGGAUCUGGACCCUCUGGCGCUCGAUAAUGUGGUGGGGACCCUCUUUCCCACGGCGGGGCCGGAGCCCCUGCCGUAUGACGGCCCCCCGCCUGGAUGGGAAUCGCGCCUGGGGGUCACCGAGCCAGAGCUCGCAGCCGCUGCCAAAAGGCUCGGGGGCAAGUCCAAAGCCCCCGGGCCAGACGGAGUGCCGGGCAGGGUGUGGGCCUUGGCCCUGAAGGAGUUGAGCCCCGCCUGA